Messenger RNA from Striga asiatica, 537 nucleotides. The record is from the annotation of a GenBank genome assembly. Lineage: Eukaryota; Viridiplantae; Streptophyta; Magnoliopsida; Lamiales; Orobanchaceae.
AUGGCCAUGGGAGCGAUUUAUGCAGCAUUGAGGGUGUCCCGAGUCCAGCCAAUCGAAAAAUAUGGUGUUCAAAUCUGGCUCGUCUGCCAAUUCCCUGCCGCGGGAGGACACCCAUCUGCUGUCCGGCGCCAGAAAGCUCCACGCCUCUCGUCCCAGACCAAGACCUUCGCCAACGUCGGCGCCGGCGUACUUAGCCUCCCGUACACUUUCAUGCGCACCGGAUGUCUGACCAGCCUCGUCACCGUCUUCCUCGUCGCCGCCCUCACCUACGACUGCAUGAUGCUCCUCAUCCACACCCGUCGCAAGCUCGAGGACUCCGCCGCCUGCGCCUUCACAAAGAUCUCAUCUUUCGGAGAUCUAGGGUUGGCCGUCUGUGGGCCCAUCGCCAGGUUCAUCGUCGAUGCACUGAUCGUCCUCUCCCAAGCCGGAUUCUGCAUCGGCAUACCUUACCUUCAUCGACAACACGCUCACCAGCCUUUUCGACUUUUCCUCCGCCGCAAGCCCUACAAUUUUAGGACUAGUCGAUUGAAACUAUAA